ACCUUCUCGUUCGGCAGCUGGAAAUUUUCCCAGAAAUCGUGUAAUUACCGUCUUUGGACUGAUCUAAAUGAGUGACACCACUUUGCACGUGUACAGAGGAGAAUGGGGACUCGCGUCUGUCGAUCUGGAGUGUCUCCAAGUUCUGACUCUAAUGAAGUUCCUGGACGUCCCAGCGGAGAUCAACACCAGAGGCAGCACAUUCUUCUCCCCCACCGGCUUUCUGCCCUACAUCAGCGAUGGUGGGCAGAAGAUUAACAGCUACAAGAAGAUAUCGAAGCACUUCCUGGGGAAGGGAUUGGAUGUAAACAAGGACUUGAAAGAGGAGGACAGGAGUCUCUCGAGCGCCUAUAUCCAGCACGCCAAGAGUAAACUGCACAGCUACUUAGUCUACACGAUGUGGGGCACAACGGAGAGUGCGGAGGCCACGAGAUUCCUCUAUGCGAAGCGGAGUCCCUUCCCGCUGAGCUUCUUCAAGCCAGGACAAUAUCUGAAGCUGGCGGAGAAGUACCUGCAGGUGCAGUGUGGCUUCUCCAUCAAGAGCGGCAUUCCGCCAGAAGAGCACCUCACGCGAGCGCUCAUUGUCGACGCGAAGAAGUUCGUCAAUGAGAUUUCUGCCCAGCUCAGCGACCGGAAGUGGUUCUUUGGGGCUUCCCCGUCGGAAUUCGAUGUCAUCCUGUACAGCUACUUGGCUCUCCUGCUGCACUAUCCACAGAACUUCAAUCCCUUGGCAGGACACAUCAGAGAGUGCAGGAAUCUCGUGGAUUUCGUGACGAGAAUCACGAAGACGUACUUUGAGGGACUGACUUUUGACAGUGGCGUGAAGAUUUCCGCCGCCAGCGGAUCACAGGGCCACAAAUCCAAGGCAAAGGCACCAGGAGAGGAGGAGGAGAGCAACCUGAAGCUUCAGAUCAUCGCCGGACUCGUGGCUCUGGUCUCAAUGAUCGCCUUCUCGCUCUCGGUGGGCAUCGUCGAGAUUUCCCGGGAGUCGAUCCCGCACGAAUCAAUGGACUUCGACGAUGAGGACGAGGACGAGGACGAAGGAGAGUAAAAGAGACUCUAGUUCAUUG
Messenger RNA from Phlebotomus argentipes, 1067 nucleotides. Its product is annotated as metaxin-1 homolog. Bases 68 to 1048 code for a protein of 326 amino acids. The transcript is spliced from 2 exons. The record is from RefSeq and is a predicted model, not a curated record. NCBI's taxonomy places the organism in Eukaryota, Metazoa, Arthropoda, Insecta, Diptera, Psychodidae. Gene Ontology annotation, biological process: mitochondrion organization. Gene Ontology annotation, cellular component: SAM complex.